AUGGACCGCAAAUGCCUUUCCCUCAGCGGCAUCUCUGCACACCUGACGGAAGGAUGUACCGAUAGUUUGACGGUGGCCACAUUCAGUGCAUUCCAAGACGUAGGAAAGAGUACGGCACAUUCUUGCAGUGUUCUCAAGGUGAGAUGUCUAGGUAUACUGGCCUUGCUCGGGAAUAACUGCUCACUUGGCCUGUCCAAGUCAUUGCAGGAGAUCAAAUACAAAUGGAAUGUGAAUGGAGGAUGCGUUACGCCUGCGUUUUCGGGUGAUAAAACAGGUUACGAUGGCUUUCGUUCCCAAAUGAUAGACCCGAGCAGUAUGAGGUGGGCAGAGGCGUUGUCCGUCACGGUUCAUGACCUUGUGGGUGAUAAACAUGAGUACAACCUCGAUGAGCAUCGGGAUACGCGCAAGCCCACGUUGACACUUUGGCUCAAAAGAACCGGCGCUAGUUAUGUUCGCGUCUUCGACCCCAUUGCGCGAAAACCUUUCCUCAUGCCAGGAAAGACCGCCCAGGGUCCUCUCCUACUGGUCCACGUCGACCUAGCCCUGGGAAAGGCUGUCGAGGGCGUACGCUUUGACCUUGGCCCCCAAGCCAACGAGCUGAUGAAGGGGCGCUUCCGAGUCAUUCACGCCUGGCGACCUCUAAAGUCGAUCUACAAAGACCUUUUCGUGGUAGCUGAUGUCCCCGCCAUCCCGUAA
Molecule: messenger RNA, 696 nt
Organism: Fusarium vanettenii 77-13-4
Lineage: Eukaryota; Fungi; Ascomycota; Sordariomycetes; Hypocreales; Nectriaceae
Exons: 6
Coding region: 1-696 (231 amino acids)
Molecular function (GO): oxidoreductase activity
Source: RefSeq, a predicted model, not a curated record